Aspergillus steynii IBT 23096 is the source of this 1056-nucleotide messenger RNA. Its product is annotated as AN1-type zinc finger protein. The record is from RefSeq and is a predicted model, not a curated record. The transcript has a single exon. NCBI's taxonomy places the organism in Eukaryota, Fungi, Ascomycota, Eurotiomycetes, Eurotiales, Aspergillaceae. Bases 1 to 948 code for a protein of 315 amino acids. Gene Ontology annotation, cellular component: cytoplasm. Gene Ontology annotation, molecular function: zinc ion binding.
AUGUCCCCGAUCUCCGUCAGCAAAGGCCAAACCCAGCCCUCGGGCGCCGAUCCCGCCGAGUCCUCCUUCACGCAGAUGGCCGACAAGGACCUCGAGUCGAUCGGCCGACACUGCCAGUUCGAAUACUGCCACCAGCUCGAUUUCCUCCCGUUCCGCUGCGAGUCCUGCCACGGCACCUACUGUCUCGACCACCGCAGCGAGACAGCCCACCGCUGCGCGCGAGCUGGCGAAUGGGCCCGCCGACGCAACGGCCAGACCAGCACCAGCACCUCCUCCUCCGCCUCCGCCGCCACGCAGAAACCCACCAUCUACAACUCCGACCAGUGCGCCCACCUACAGUGCAAGACGCUGAUCAACACGCUGACGGACCCGGGCGUGCGCUGCCCCAACUGCACGCGGCAGUACUGCCUGAAGCACCGGCUGCGGGAGGAGCACGACUGCGCCAAGCCGACGGCGCCGCGCGGCGGCGCGGCGGCGGGCGCGCAACACGCCAACGAGACGCUGAAGUCGAUGUUCGCGCGCGUGCGCACCUGGGGCAAGGAUAAGAGCGCCGGGCUGGCGCCCACGCCGAAGCCCACCAGCGCCGCCGGCCGCAUGCAGCAGCUGAACGCCAUGAAGCGCGCCGCCAAGGGCGACGCCGCGGUGCCGGCCGACCGCCGCGUGUAUCUGCAUGUGGCGGGCACGGCGGAGACGGAGCGUGCCGAGGCCCCCGCCGGCGACUUCUUCUUCGAUGCGCGCUGGAAGGUCGGCCGUGUGCUGGACGACGCCGCGCGCCGGCUGCACGUCGAGAAUGUGAACAACCGCGCCGGCGAGGAGGCCCGUCUGCGCAUCUUCCACGUCGAGUCCGGCGAGUUUCUCGAGUUCUCGGAAUCAAUCGGCGACGGGAAGGUCAAGUCCGGACAUACCAUUGUCUUGUUGCGGGGGGCCGGUGUGGCGCUGGGGAAGUAGGGAAGUCAUUGGUUGUUUCUUUUUCUUUUUCUUUUUCUUUUCUUUUCUUUUCUUUUUCUUUUUUUUCUUUUUUUUUGCAUCAGCGAGCGCGGUUUGAUUUAUAGAAGU